UUUUUUUUUACACGUUAUUAAACGAACAUCAUGGCUCAAGCAUCCAACAGAGAUUUGACUGAACUUAUUAUGCGUCCCAAUACUGGCACAGUUGGUAAACAAGUACGUGUACGAAGCAAUUUCUUUGAAAUGACAAGUCUUCCAGCUCAAAAUAUACAACGCUUGAAUAUUCAAUUCCUACCGGAGGGUACAUCUCUACCUGUUCGAAGAAAGUUGUGGAAAUGUUUUGAAGAUAGUCCCAAAGGUCGAGCUUUCCUCAACAAGAUCAAACCGGUCUUUGAUGGUCGUGCAAAUCUCUUUUCUCCAAAACCUCUAAAGUGUGGUGAUGACAAUCUUGGUAUUUCUUUUGAAGUCAACCUUCAACAAGGAAAUCGUUCUAGAGGUGUUUUCAAGUUAAAAAUCAAGCCUGUAGGUGUAAUCAACAUGGGUGAAUUACAAUUACUUUUGGAUGGAAAGUCUCUUAUUACCAGCAACUGUUUGAUGGCCAUUAGGGUCCUUGAGACAUUGUUUCAUCACUCUCCAUACAUGCAUUAUACAACGAUGGGUCGAUCCUUUUAUACUCUCCAAGGUAAACGUCCUUUACGCAAUGGUGCUGAAGUAUGGCAAGGCUUCAAUCAAUACGCUCGCCCUACUCAAGGCAAAAUGAUGGUCAAUAUUGGUGUUAGCUCCAUCGCUUUCUAUCAACCUGGCCCUCUUCAUGAAAUGUUACCCAAACUACUUGGCCGCCGCAGUCUUGGUGAACUUCGUCGUGGUAUUCCUGAUUCUGAACGCAUCAAGGUCGAAAAAAUACUCAAGAAUCUCGAGGCUGUUGUUGUCCAUCGUGGUGCUGAAAAACGAUUGAAGUACAAGAUUAACAAGCUCACUCCUACCUCUGCUGAAAACACUGUAUUCAAGGAUGAUACUGGAAAUGAAGUGACCGUUGCUCAACACUUUCAAAACACUUACAACAGACAUUUGGCCUUCCCUUUCUUACCCUGUAUUGUUGUCAAGAAGAAUACCUUUUUGCCUAUGGAAGUUUGUGAAGUAGUUUCUGGUCAAUGCCCUGUAGAGACACCGAGUGACUAUCAAAAAGGUGAAAUGAUCAAGUUUACUUGGAAUACACCCAAUGUGCGUGCCAACUUGAUCAAUCAAGGUUUCAACGUACUCGACUACAAGGACGAUCCGUAUAUUCAACAAUUUGGUGUCAGCGUCAAGCCUGAUAUGACCAUGGUCAAUGCUCGUGUUCUUCCGGCUCCAAAGAUCUCUUAUCAUGCUUCAGCUAGUUUUACUCCUGUCGGUGGUACUUGGAGUCUCCGUGGUAAGAAAUUCGCAAACGGUGCCACCUUGGAAUCCUGGUCUGUUGUCAAUUUUGCAAGCAGUAUCAAUGAUGGUUCGGUACGAUUUUUUAUUCGUGAACUAGGUCAAAUGUUCAUUGAUAAAGGUUUGGUAAGUUGGUUUCUUUUUUUAUUUAUUUAUUUAUUUCAAGAAAAGAAGAAAACAUGGUUUAUACUAAUCUUUCACCUAUUAUUAUUUCUUUUAUGA
This is a messenger RNA of Halteromyces radiatus, 1521 nucleotides long. RefSeq names its product PAZ domain-containing protein. Gene Ontology annotation, molecular function: RNA binding; protein binding. The record is from RefSeq and is a predicted model, not a curated record. NCBI's taxonomy places the organism in Eukaryota, Fungi, Mucoromycota, Mucoromycetes, Mucorales, Cunninghamellaceae. The transcript is spliced from 4 exons. The coding region runs from base 31 to 1521 and encodes 496 amino acids.